This is a messenger RNA of Tilletiopsis washingtonensis, 896 nucleotides long. Its product is annotated as ribosomal protein L5. The transcript has 3 exons. Bases 1 to 870 code for a protein of 289 amino acids. Gene Ontology annotation, cellular component: cytosolic large ribosomal subunit; ribosome. NCBI's taxonomy places the organism in Eukaryota, Fungi, Basidiomycota, Exobasidiomycetes, Entylomatales. The record is from RefSeq and is a predicted model, not a curated record. Gene Ontology annotation, biological process: translation. Gene Ontology annotation, molecular function: structural constituent of ribosome; RNA binding.
AUGUCCGCCGCCCGCCUCAUCCGCCCGCUGGCGACGCCCGCCGUGCUGCCCGGCCCGACGCAGCUCAGCCGGCUGGGCGAGCACUACCAGCGCACGCUGCUGCCGUCGCUGCUGUACAUGACGUACGACCCCACCGCGGCGCGCCCGUCGAGCUCGGGCGGCGCCGAGCCGCGCCGCUGGGACCCCUCGUCGCCGUACACGGCGCUGCGUCCGGCGCGGCCAGCACGCGGCAACCGGCGGGCACAGCCGGGCAGUGCGCCGCAGCACGCCGCCGACCCGGCGCGCGACGUGCCGCGCCUCGAGCGCGUCGUCAUCACGUCGUUCUGCAAGGACGCCAUCUCCAACAAGAACGCCCUCGUGCCGCUGGUUGCGCAGCUGCGCGCCAUCACGGGUGCGCGCGUGCUCGGCUCGGCAGCCGAUGCCAGCGUGGACACGGAGCACGCCGGCGAGCGUGGCUUUGUCAAGAUCGUGCGGGCCAAGGGCGGCGCGGCGAGCUUCAAGAUCCGCGCGGGCAUGCCCGUGGGCGCCCAGGCGGUGCUGCCGGGCCCUGCGGCGCUGGACCUGAUCGAGCAGCUGACGACGUUCGUGCUGCCGCGCCUGCGCUCGUUCCAAGGCUUUGCGCUGCCGCCGUCGUCGCAGCCGCCAGCGUCGCCCGCGGCGCUCUCGGGCGUCGUGUCGCUCGGCUUCCCGCCCGAGGCCAUGGCGCUGUGGCCGGGCACAGAGGCGAACUGGGACGCAUACCCGGGCAAGCCGUCGGGCUUCCAGAUCGACUGCAUCACGAGCGCGCGCGGCCCGCACGCCACCGAGCAGGCGCGGCAGCUGCUCAGCGGCCUCGGCGUGCCGUUCGUGCGGCGCGGCGACAUGCGAUAGCUGGCACAGAAUAUCAUCGCAUGAAG